This is a messenger RNA of Pungitius pungitius (ninespine stickleback), 3296 nucleotides long. It is a transcript of the gene sucla2, whose product is annotated as succinate-CoA ligase ADP-forming subunit beta. Gene Ontology annotation, cellular component: mitochondrion; succinate-CoA ligase complex. NCBI's taxonomy places the organism in Eukaryota, Metazoa, Chordata, Actinopteri, Perciformes, Gasterosteidae. The transcript is spliced from 11 exons. Gene Ontology annotation, molecular function: metal ion binding; ATP binding; succinate-CoA ligase (ADP-forming) activity. The coding region runs from base 31 to 1449 and encodes 472 amino acids. The record is from RefSeq and is a predicted model, not a curated record. Gene Ontology annotation, biological process: tricarboxylic acid cycle; succinyl-CoA metabolic process.
AGUCGCAGCCGUUCUAGCGGCUCACCGCGCAUGCGCGUCAGUUACCCCACUGAAGAGGGAGACAUGGCGACGUCCCUGAUCUGCGGCCGUUUGACGGCUAGCCUGAGAAACUCGGGGGCCAGAAGCACUCUCAGCUCCGCUUCCAAGGUUCUCGCUGGAUCCUCGGGUCUUUUCGGAGGCCAUGUGUCCCAGCUCCUGCAGCAGCGGAGGAACCUCUCCCUGCACGAGUACAUGAGCAUCGGGCUGCUGAAGGAGGCCGGCAUCGCCGUGCCGGACGGCAUGGUGGCCAGCUCCCCGGACGAGGCCUACUCCGUGGCCAAGCAGAUCGCGUCAAAGGACCUGGUGGUGAAGGCUCAGGUGUUGGCUGGUGGCAGAGGAAAGGGGACGUUUGAGGGCGGACUGAAGGGAGGAGUGAGGAUCGUCUACUCGCCAGAGGAAGCCCGGGACGUCUCCUCCCAGAUGAUCGGUCGGAAGCUGUACACCAAGCAGACCGGGGAGGCGGGUCGUAUCUGCAACCAGGUGUUCAUCUGCGAGCGCAGGUACCCGCGCAGAGAGUACUACUUUGCCAUCACCAUGGAGAGGUCCUACCAGGGCCCCGUGUUAAUUGGCAGCUCGCAGGGGGGCGUGAACAUCGAAGACGUUGCCGCCGAAAGUCCCGACGCCAUUGUGAAGGAGCCCAUCGACAUUGUGGAGGGCAUUAAGAUGGAGCAGGCUGUCAAGGUCGCUCGGGAGAUGGGCUUCCCCCCGGCGCUGGUGAACGAGGCUGCAGAGAACAUGAUCAAACUGUACAACCUGUUCAUCAAGUACGACGCCUCCAUGGUCGAGAUCAACCCCAUGGUGGAGGACGCGUCUGGAAUCGUGAUGUGCAUGGACGCCAAGAUCAACUUUGACUCCAACGCGGAGUACCGUCAGAAGAUGGUGUUUGGCAUGCGGGACUGGAGCCAGGAGGAUCCCCGGGACCAGCAGGCUGCCAAGGCCGACCUCAACUACAUCGGCCUGGAUGGAACCAUCGGCUGUCUGGUCAACGGCGCGGGUCUGGCCAUGGCCACCAUGGACAUCAUCAAGCUCCACGGCGGUACACCUGCCAACUUCCUGGAUGUUGGAGGAGGAGCCACAGCUCAUCAGGUGACCGAGGCCUUCAAGCUCAUCACCUCCGACAAAAAGGUUCAGGCCAUCCUGGUCAACAUCUUUGGAGGAAUCAUGAGGUGUGACGUCAUCGCCCAGGGCAUCAUCGUCGCCGUGCAAGAACUGGACCUCAAGAUCCCCAUCGUAGUGCGGUUACAAGGGACCAGAGUGGACGACGCCAAAGCUCUGAUCGCUGCCAGUCCACUGAAGAUCCUGGCCUGUGACGACCUGGACGAGGCCGCCAAAAUGGUUGUCAAGCUUUCUGAAAUCGUCUCGCUGGCUAAAGAGGCUCAAGUGGACAUCACCUUCCAGCUGCCCAUCUAAGAAAAGGACCUGCGCGACCUCCUCCCCCCACACCCCCCUCCCCCCCAAACGCUUCCUCCAUCCCACCCCCCCGAGAGGAGAGAGCAAAGACGCGUCGUUUUCUCUUUGUAGUGCUGCGGCACGAUGGCAGGACUCUGUUCAGGUGUCCAACAGAUAGACCAAAGGUUUCACUUCAGAAUCCUUUAUUUUUUAUUUUAUUUUUCUUCCUGUCUCAACCCCACAAACCCUAGUUGCACUUCAGUCGAUACGCACAAACCUCCACUUUCAUAUCCUUCAAACACGCGCUCAAUAAACCUAACUGCUGUUUCCUUCCUCCUGUUCGGUAUUGUUCCCUGUUUUCGGCGGCGUUGAAUUGAAUAGGCGGCUGAUUUUUGUUGUUGUGUCGAGUGGAUUCGUACGGUUGACUGAAAAGGCAUCUGGACAAGGAUUGUAAUUCUGAACGCAUUCAUUAACACACACACACACACACUUUUGUGCCCGUGCCUUUUCAGUGUGUUCGUCUCAAAAUAGAAAUGUAACGGAAUUAAAAAAAAAAAAAAAACGUUUGUUCCCUCCGUGAAGAACAUUGAAGUAUUUCAUCAAACGCAUCCAUCAGCCGUGAACUCCAACGUGCAGGCGGAGCGACCGGGCAAGCAUUCAUUUCACAAGAGCUUCAUAGACUGAGCCACGGACACAAAUGUUCAUCAGUUCUUAUUCCCAAAUUAAAUAAAACCACCAUUUUUUAUUUUUUUAAAGCAUCUAGGAGAAAUGUGUUACGACUCUGACCCGAAAAUGUGAUCGUCAUUCACCAUUUAACUCCAGUUUCAUCUUUCCGUGCGAUAUCCAAAUAUCAUCCACAGACGUCACUGUCUCCACUUUCACCUGAAAAAGAAAAGGAGCGGGAGUCUCACAGCUGGACAGAUUGAUGUUGACGUGGUGGACAGUGAGACUUAUAAAGCUCUCCUUCCAACAGCUGUAUAAUCUUACUGUUGAUCAGAGUCCCGACGGUAAAGACUCUCGCGUGCGCCGACACAUCUCAGAUCUUUAAAUGACUCCCAUGAAUAUUUCAGUGUUCCCGUUGUCGGAGGUGAACCCUCCCCCCCCCCCCCCCGCCCCUCCCCACCGGGGGAGGAACUUGACAGUGGAGCCGAGCGUUAAGCGAUGUCCUGAGUCCACUCCGUCGACCCGGAUGAAGGAACACUCCUCUUCCUCCUCUUUCUUCCCCAGCGUAGUGUGCAUCCCCCCCACCCCCCCCCCCCCCCCCUGCUGAAAUGAUGCAUGCGUUUAACGAGGGCGCGCUGAGGCGAGGUGCUCAUCAGGUGAGGUCUUCAGAGGCCGUCGACGGCAGGUCUAAGGUCAGCUUCAGGUUCAGGCCCAAGUCCCUCAUUAAAAAUAACUGCUGCAGCUAGAGUUGUUUUUUUUUUUUUUUUUUUCUCCUUUGUUCCUGCUGAUGCAUUUUGCCCGACUGACCCCCCCGCCCCCCCCCCCCUGUUGAUUGAAGAAGUGCUUCAGGGUUCAACGGGGGCUCGUGCGGUGGCUUCGCUGUCUGUGCAGCCCGCCAUCGUGCCCCGCAGCGCGAGCCUCUCUCUCUCUCUCUCUCUCUCUCUCUCUCUCUCUCUCUCUGUGUUCCUGUUUGUAACGUCAGACUUUAGGCCCGGCCGUGACCUUUAACCUCAACGAUAUAAUGACUGUAGUGGUUUCUUUUACCUCCUCCUCCUUCAGCGCUCCGAACACAAAGCAACAAUGUGAGUUGUACGUCAUUUGUUAUAUCUUGUAAAUAACUAAACUGAUGUUCUCUCUGUAAAAUAUUUAUGCUCCUUCAAUGGGGUGCUACAAAGAAACAAGAAAAUAAAUACUGAGGACACCAA